AUGUACAACUCCCUCACUCGUAUCCAGAAUACUUUCGGCUUCUUCACCACCGUCGCCUUCGUCGUUGCAGCCUUCAUCGCCGCCUCGGAUUUCAUAGCCCCUCGCACCCCCGACGCAGGUAUCUUCAAGGUUUCAAACUCCCAGGUCGUCAAGGGCCGACCGCACUACUACAGUACCAAGAAGGAGGAAUAUGCCAUUAUUAGAUUCAACCUGGAUGCCGAUCUGAGAACUCUCUUCACAUGGAACACCAAGCAAGUCUUUGUCUAUGUCACUGCCGAGUGGCCCGGCCCCAACAACUCGACAAACGAGGCUGUCAUCUGGGACAAGAUCAUUACAAGCCCCAGUGCCGAUCAUCUCCAGAACAUUGGACCUGUUGCUAUGAAGAAGCUCAAGCGCAGCGCUGAAGGAAAGACCAUUGACCCCGAUCGUGGCUCCAUUGCUCUCAAGAACCAGAAACCCAAGUAUCAAAUUACCCACCCCAGUGGCAGGGUAGCGGAGACGGAGGAUGUGAAGCUGAAGCUGCACUACAAUGUCCAGCCCUGGGUUGGAUUUCUUACUUGGGACCAGACACGCGAUCUGGGCCACUGGAAGGCUCUUGGUAGUGGCGAGUCACCCAAGUUCAAUCUCCCUGCUCUCAAGAGUAAGAAGAAGGAUGCGCCAAAGAAGAGCUAUUAG
Messenger RNA from Fusarium coffeatum, 675 nucleotides. RefSeq lists its product as uncharacterized. The record is from RefSeq and is a predicted model, not a curated record. NCBI's taxonomy places the organism in Eukaryota, Fungi, Ascomycota, Sordariomycetes, Hypocreales, Nectriaceae. Gene Ontology annotation, biological process: protein targeting to ER. Gene Ontology annotation, cellular component: membrane; signal peptidase complex. Bases 1 to 675 code for a protein of 224 amino acids. The transcript has 3 exons.